Messenger RNA from Momordica charantia (bitter melon), 1171 nucleotides. Its product is annotated as eukaryotic translation initiation factor 6-2. Lineage: Eukaryota; Viridiplantae; Streptophyta; Magnoliopsida; Cucurbitales; Cucurbitaceae. Gene Ontology annotation, biological process: cytosolic ribosome assembly. The record is from RefSeq and is a predicted model, not a curated record. Gene Ontology annotation, molecular function: ribosome binding.
CGAAUUUUCUCUUCCCCAAGCUUCAGUCUCCACCGCCGCCGCCUUCAGUUGUCGCCGUCGCCGUCGCCGUACAGUGAGUUGAGAAAACCCUCGAGGACAUUGCCGACUGUUACCACUUCGCAGAGCGCCCGCCGACCACUUUGCCGCCAACUGCUGCAGGGACUUGGAAUUUAUCUGUUGAUUGAUCAAAAAUUUAUCUUGCAACUCAUGGCGACGAGGCUUAUGUUUGAGAACUCAUGUGAAAUUGGGGUUUUCUCCAAACUCACUAAUGCUUACUGUUUGGUUGCAAUUGGUGGCUCUGAGAACUUCUACAGUGCCUUCGAAUCUGAAUUGGGUGGUGUCAUUCCGGUUGUUAAAGCAUCCAUUGAUGGCACUCGCAUUAUUGGCCGCUUAUGUGCUGGAAACAAAAAUGGGCUUCUUGUACCCCACACCACUACUGAUCAAGAACUUCAGCACUUGAGGAACAGUCUACCCGACCAAGUUGUUGUUCAACGCAUACAAGAGAGACUAUCUGCUUUAGGGAAUACCAUUGCUUGUAAUGAUCAUGUUGCUCUCGCACAUACUGAUCUUGACCGGGAAACUGAAGAACUCAUUGCUGAUGUUCUCGGAGUAGAGGUCUUUAGGCAGACGGUGGCGGGUAACGUUCUUGUGGGAAGCUACUGCAGCUUCACAAAUAGGGGUGGCUUGGUUCAUCCCCAUACGUCUAUUGAAGAUUUGGACGAAUUAUCAACCCUUCUUCAGGUCCCUUUAGUAGCCGGAACUGUCAAUCGUGGAAGUGAAGUGAUUGCUGCUGGCUUAACAGCAAAUGACUGGAUUGCAUUUUGUGGUUCAGACACUACUGCAACCGAGUUAUCGGUGAUCGAGAGCGUUUUCAAAUUGAGGGAGGCUCAACCGAGUUCGAUUGUUGACGAGAUGAGGAAGUCACUAAUUGACAGUUACGUUUGAAGUUAUAUAUUUUCUGUUACAGCUGUGAACUGCUUUGUUGUUACUUUUGCCUUUUCCUUUCAUCAUAUUUAACAACUUUGUAUGAAUGAAAUUGGGGUUUGUACUUGAAGCUUAUUUGGUUGAAAAUAUAUUUAACAAUUAAGCUUGAGCAGUCCUAGAAAUGUAUGUGCUAGUUUCUUAUAAUGCGACCAUAAUUUUCAUGUACAUGGAAACAUUUAUUUGGUAA